Scophthalmus maximus (turbot) is the source of this 3238-nucleotide messenger RNA. RefSeq names its product retinol dehydrogenase 5 (11-cis/9-cis) (gene rdh5). Bases 2039 to 3037 code for a protein of 332 amino acids. Lineage: Eukaryota; Metazoa; Chordata; Actinopteri; Pleuronectiformes; Scophthalmidae. Gene Ontology annotation, molecular function: oxidoreductase activity. The record is from RefSeq and is a predicted model, not a curated record. The transcript has 5 exons.
GAGAGGGACGUUUAAGCAGGCUUAUUAAAAAAAGAAUUUUGAGAAUUUGGGUUACAAAAGUGGAAGACAGAAGGUCAAAUGACAAAUUAAUAACAUUAGUUAUUCACAUCGUUUUGCAACAAAGUUACUUGUGAAGCAGGAAAUACAAUAACUGGAUAAAUAUUUGCCUGGCUUUGGCUGAUUCAAUUUGAGGAAUGUGUGACGUGAAGGAAAGUUAUAUCACGAUGCACGUUGCUGUUGAGCUCAACUUACGUAGUUGCAACCGGGUUUGGUAACUAAUUACGCUUUUAAUUCACUGCUGACAAUGGGGAUAGAAAAACUGGUAACAGAGUUCAUCCUUAGCACAUGGCAUAUUAAUGAAAUUGGGCUGUUUUCCUUUAGAAAGGAUAUUUGCUCAUAGUCUCAGUGUAAAAACAUUUAUGUAUCUAAGAUAACACCGUGACAAAAUAAGUUAAAUUUAAAGUUUUACGGUUUUGUGGAGGCUGAAACUGAAGCAAAACACUUUUCCUUAUCGCACCUGAGUUUUAUUUACAUAAUAUAUUGAUAAGCUACAACACAAUGUACAGUACAAUAGCCACUUUUUGUUACAACCCACAUUUCAGCUGACUACAACCAGUUACGUAUACAGCAUAUAUUGUUUAGGCUAAUAAACUGAUAUAAUAGGUCACUGAACUCGAUAAGCCUGUGAGAUUACGCACAUUUUUAAGACCACACAAUGCUUUUACAUGUGGGAUCGUAUUAACGCUCUUUAAACGUACUUUAUGCCCGUAUACACCGAGAAUCAACAGGUCCUGAAAAAACCUAUAUUGGCAAGAUUUCUUGUCAGCUACUUGAAAGAACUUGAAGCGAUUUUAUAGAAGUGAGAAGUUGCAAUAUCUUAAAUACGUUCUUUGAUAUCCACGUUUACACGUGGUACAGAAAAGGCUCUGUGUUUUCUGUAAUUCCAACCACAUUAUGGAUUGGGGAUUACCAAUUGCGGACUUGUCUUAAGGGAUAAACCCCAGGGAUAAAGCCUCUCUCUGACCAGGCUCUCUGAGUUCAGACAGAAGAAUAAACAGAAAGGGAAAGGGAAGAAGACGGAUAACUUGUGGGGAUCCAUCACUUCUCAAAAAUAGUAAAAAGGUAGGAUUCUGUUGUUUUAUAUGAAUUUUUAUCUCUCCUUCUAUUGAAUUACCUCAAACUGUUUUUUUUUAUGCCAUGCAUUCUGCCUUGAAUGUUUUGGUUUUUUUUCUUACAUGAAUUUCUAAUUUUGGUGAUGGUCACAAUUCCCCGUUACAAAUGUAUCAUGGUGGAAUUAAUCAACGAAAUGAUAAGUUUAAACACGCAAAGAAUAAUUGAGGCCAUACCUGAUCAUAAAUUAUUGAUUACUAAAAAUAUUUAGGGGGUUUCCUCGACAUAAAUUUCCUAGUGUUUUUAAACAAAAUGUUAUAUUCUUAAUCUGAGCUGUGAUUUUAUAGGAUCAUUCACGUUUUAACUGAACAGCAGCAGUAUAGGUACGGCACCUGAUUUAUGUCUAUAGUCAAUUUUUAUAUAAUUGAUCGUAUAACCCAUAGAAGUAUAUCUUUUCUUUUCUGUUUUCCUUACUAAUAAGCCUGAAAACUAAUUGGUUCUCAGCAAUGAGCAGCUUAAGCAGCUCCGUCACGGACAUUACAGUUAUGCCUCAAAACAAUGAACCCCCCCUUCCUCUGGUCUCGUUCCCUCACAAGUGCCUUUCUUUCUUCCAUAAGAGUAUUAUCCAAAGAUUUCUCAUGUGCCCCGAGCAGUUCUGUAUUACAAGUACACAAGGCCCUCAGUGAACAAAUUCAUUGUACCCCAUAGUUAUCAAAAAGGAUCAACCAAGAAACUCCUACAUUAUUAUGAAUAGUAGGAAUUUGAUUAUGAAAAUGCCUCUGUGUGUCUACCUUCUAUUCAGUACCGUGAAAAUGACAUUUGGACGUUUGCCACGUCAGAACCCAGUAACAUUUGCUCAGCAUGGUUUUUUCAGCAAGCACCACGUCCUCCGGGUGACCGUAAAGCCUCUUCUAAUCCUGGAAUCAGCAUGGAUACGCACUUCGUCUAUGACCUUUUAGGGGAAAAUGCUUGGUUGUACAUCGGCGGCACCUUCGUGGUGUUGUGGAUUGUCGUGUGGCUGUACAGAGACAGCCUCGAGAUCGAGGACAUCACCGACAAAUACGUCUUUGUGACCGGCUGCGACUCCGGGUUCGGAAACUUGCUGUGUAAGAAGCUGGAUCGGAGAGGUUUCCGCGUGCUGGCGGGCUGUCUCACAGAGAAGGGAGCUGAUGAUCUGCGGAGGGCGGCGGGCCCUUAUCUGAAGACCGUCUUGCUGGAUGUGACCAGUCAGGACAGCAUCCAGAAAGCCAUGGAGUAUACGAAGAAGGAGGUUGGCGAGAAUGGACUUUGGGGUAUCGUGAACAACGCCGGACGCUCAUUGCCAAUGGGUCCUUCGGAAUGGAUGAAAGUGGAGGAUUUCCACAGCACGCUGAAAGUCAACAUGAAUGGAGUGAUCGCCAUGACAAUGACAUUCCUGCCCCUCAUUAAAAAGGCCCGUGGCCGCAUCGUGAACGUAGCAUCCGUGCUGGGCAGAGUGGCUGCGAACGGCGGUGGAUACUGCAUCUCCAAGUUUGCAGUGGAGUCCUUCUCCGACUGCCUCAGGAGAGACAUAAACUACUUUGGAAUCGAUGUGUGCAUCAUUGAGCCAGGGUUCUUCAAGACUGCGGUUACGAGCCUGGACCCCAUCGAGAGGGAGCUGCAUCGCCUGUGGAACCAGCUCAGCCCUGAGGUACAAGCCACCUACGGAGACAAGUACCUGGAUAAGUACAUCAAGGUCCAGCGUUUGAUCAUGAAUGCUAUCUGCGACUCUGACCUCACCAAGGUGACCAGCUGCAUGGAGCACGCUCUGAUGGCUGCGUACCCGCGCACAAGAUACAGCGCCGGCUGGGACGCCAAGCUCCUCUGGAUCCCCCUCUCCUACAUGCCUUCCUUUGUUGUUGAUAUUGGGCUGAAGCUGGUGCUGCCUCGUCCUUCGAAGAGCGUGUAACUCGCGACUACUUUGAAGAAAAAUGUCUUCAAAGUUAUCUGCCUUUUUGUUUCAUUUUAUUCAUUAUUCAUGUCAUUUUGAUGCCUUUUGGGGCUGAAUUAUUAUAAUAUAUGUGCGCAAUCUUCUUGUGUCUAUGUCUGACAUUUUUAGACAAUAUAAAAGAAUAUAAUGAUAACUGUACAAUAAAAUGUACUGCAUAAA